AUCCCAUUCUACUGAACGUAUCGCAUUCACACGGUGGAUCCCUUUCCUCUUUACGCCCAUGCUAGCUUAAGUGUCAAACUACUUGGCGCAACAGAUUUAAAACCUAAUAGGCUACUACUUUGAGUGACGUUAGUUACAGCAAAGGAUGUGCCUCCCACCGAAGCACACAUCUUUCGUCUAUGGAAGAAUGCCGAGGGGUCUUCGGUUUGGGUUUGGGAUCUCGUUAGAAAAGCUACUAAUGUUGUCUUUCCGAGGCUGUUGAUGUUGAGUAUUUUGAGGUGCUACCGAAUUGGGACGAGGAUCCCUCGGGUCGCCUCUGUAGCGCCCCCCUGCAGACCAAAAACUUUCCUCUCUCGAAGUGAUUUCCUCCCCUGUUUUUACUUCCUGUUUUCUGCGGGAGUCACUUAGCUCAGCGCCUUUCAUUUCAACUUUUUUCUUUGCGCCUGGCACUUCCAUACUUUCUUCUGGCGAAAUUUGUAACAUCUGUAAGUUAUCUGUUUCUUUUGAGUUGUUCAAUCGCGCGCUCUCAGAGCAGGCUACAUUCUUCGGAUUUUAAGGAGAAAUGCUGGACUCGAUUUUAUGAUCGGCCCGAUGGAUUUCACAUAGAUUUGGUUUUGUUUGCUGGACUGUCCACUUAACCUGUUAUUUUUUUCGCCCUUUCCCGUGCUUUGCUCUCUACACCCUUAUUUGCUACAAAGGCAACUCGAUUGCAAGAGCUACUUCUCAUGGGUAUUAAUGAAGUUCGCACGAUAUAGCUUAGGCUAUCUUUAGUUGUAACGACUCAUUUUGCGGCUAAAUGUUAUCGACGAUGUUUAGUUUAUAAUUAAUGUCUCUUUGAAAGCUACAAUGGCUGAGCUUCAGCGACCGACGCUGUGCUGUUGUCGGAAAGUGCUGACGGUGCCCAGCAAGUCCUGUGAAGGCGGCCGGGCUUUGGGACAAUGUCGGCUGGUGGACAUUGCAUCGGCCUCCAACUUCCACAGCUUUAAACUUCGACACUUUCAUCUCGACCUCCACCUCAACUUUGCGCUGAAGAGGAUGACUGGGUGGCAGGUCCUUGAACUGGUGCCGAUCCAGCCUGGGGUGCAAACUCUGGUGUUGGACACACACCCGUCCCUACACAUCCAUUCCAUAGACUGUAAGGUACCCGGUACCGCUGGUUCCCCAGAUAUCUUCCUCUCACUUUCAUACCGUGUGGACCCUUUCACAGACUACGGCUCCUCGCUUAACAUUACCCUGCCGGCCACAGUCAUCCGGCCGCACCGGGCUUUCCAGAUCACCAUCCGUUACACUACGACAGACGGCCCUGCGAUCUGGUGGCUGGAUGCUGAGUUGACAUGCGGUCAGACGCGUCCGCUGGUCUUCACGCAGGGCCACUCUGUGUGCAACCGUUCCUUCUUCCCCUGCUUCGACACGCCGGCCGUCAAGAGCACCUACUCCGCCAGCGUGCGGGUACCAGAGGGUGUAACGGUGCUCAUGAGCGCAUCCCGCAGUGCAUACUCCAAGCAGGACCGCGUUUUCCAGUUCUCCAUGGAGUUCCCCGUGCCUGCCUACCUGGUGGCGCUGGUGGCAGGGGACCUGCAGCACGCUGACAUCGGCCCCAGGAGUCGUGUGUGGGCAGAGCCUUGCAUCCUCACUUGUGCUGUCAGUAAACUGGGUGGCAGUGUUGAGCGCUGGCUGGCUGUGGCUGAGGGACUCUUUGGCCCGUACGUCUGGGGGAGGUAUGACAUUGUGUUCCUGCCUCCCUCCUUCCCCAUCGUUGCCAUGGAGAACCCGUGCCUGACGUUCAUCAUCUCAUCCAUUCUGGAGAGCCGGGAGUUCCUGCUGAUCGACGUAAUCCACGAGAUCGCCCACGGCUGGUUCGGCAACGCCGUCACCAACGCCACCUGGGAGGAGAUGUGGCUGAGUGAGGGGCUGGCCACCUAUGCACAGAGACGCAUCACCACCGAGGCUUAUGGCGAGGCCUUCACCUGCCUGGAGACAGUGUUCCGUCUGGAUGCUCUGCACAGACAGAUGCGUCUCCUGGGAGACAACAACCCCGUCAGCAAACUCCAGGCCAAGUUUGAGCCAGGAGUGAACCCCAGCAGUCUGAUGAAUUUGUUCACCUACGAGAAGGGCUUCUGCUUCGUGUCCUACCUCUCAAAGCUUUGUGGUGACAUCAAGCGGUUUGACAGCUUCCUACGGGCCUACAUAGAGAAGUUCAAGUUCAGCAGUGUGGUGGCUCAGGACCUGCUGGACUUCUUCCUGGGCUUCUUCCCUGAGCUGAAGGAAAACUGCGCGUCGCAGAGAGAAGGGCUGGAGUUUGAGCGCUGGCUGAACGACUGUGGUCCCCCCCUGUUCGAGCCUGACCUAUCGGCCGGGGGGGUUCUGACCGGCCCAGUUCAGCGGCUUUGUGAGCUGUGGGGUAACGACACCAGCGACACACAGGUUAUUACGACCUUUGACCUCUCCACGUGGAGCACCUUCCAGACGGUGCUGUUCCUCGACCGGCUGCUAGACCGCUCGCCGCUCCCUCAUGAGGUAAUGACUCAGCUGUCGUGCUACUACUCGACCCUGCUAGAUGGCAUGAACGCUGAAGUGCGCAUCCGCUGGCUGCAGAUUGUGGUGCGGAACAGCUUCUAUCCCGACCUGCCGCGAGUCCGCAGCUUCCUGCUCAAACAUACAUCCCGCAUGUACACCGUGCCGCUGUAUGAGGACCUGUGUGGUGGGGUGAUGAAGUGCUUCGCUGUGGAGGUCUUCUACCAGACGCAGGCACGCCUGCACCCCAACCUGCGCCGCACGCUGCAGCAGAUCCUGUUCCAGACCACCCUCCCCUGCACCGUCAGCUCCGCCCCAGAUGCCCCACCUGUUCUGGCCCCGCCUAUUCUGGCUCCUCCUACUACCGGCCCCACACCCACAGACCCCCCCGCCAACGGGACCAUUUCACUGCGAGACGUCAACGUUUCGGCAUGACACCGACUUGGGGGACGGACUAUGUGACCACUGUGAUGGAGGGAGGUAUUGAGAAGGAUGGAGAGUGAAACCCGGAAGCCACGGAUAAAUGAGUGACAGUGGCAAUGGAGUUCAGUGAGAGAUGGGUGAUGCUGAAGGGCGGAGAAGAGGAGAAAGAUCUGGAAAGGACUUGAAAAAAAAUAACGACUCGUGAACCCUUGUCGUGCCUGGUUGAGACUGGAGGGAUGUUGUGGGGGGGGGGGGGGGGCGGGGAGAGUGUGGAUGUGUGAGUGUGUGUGAGGGGGAUUUUACAUGCGUCAGAGAACCAGUGCUCACACACUCACUCACAUACACAUUCACCAACACUGGGUUAUUUAUGUGUCAUAAGCUAACCGUUUACGCUGCUCUUGGUGAAGAGACAAAAAGAAAAAUCUCUCCUUAGGGUUGAAUUUAUGCUUAGACUGUUUGUUUGUUUGUUUGUGUGUGUGUGUGUGUGUGUGUGUGUGUGUGUGUGUGUGUGUGUGUGUGUGUGUGUGUGUGGUCACGUGAGAGUACACUAGAUGCAGUUUGCCAUUUGGCAAUAAACCCAAAUGAUCAGUAUGAGUGACAAUGUUUGAAUGUUUAUAAUUGACAUGUUGGCUUACCUAUGCACAAGUCUAUGAAUGUGUGUGAGAGUUAGUACGUGAAUCCUGGACCAUUUUUUCACUACAACUGGGGGGACCUGGCCAAUGGGAGCGGGUCAACCAGUGACAUGGGACAUGAGAACAGGAGGUCUUUACACUUCUCUGUGCCUGUCAAUCAUGAGAGACACACUUGACGAUCACGGAGACGGACCAGCUGCCUUAGGUACCUCUGCUCUGUGCAGUAUUUAACGAGGGGGGGGGGGGGGGUUCCCACAUGAGAAGUGUUCCUUCAUAACCAUGCCGAUAAAAACCAUGACCAGAAUGGAACGCCCUUGUGUUGAAAGAUGUCAAGCUUGCAUACGCUCGCCAAUUUUCGUGAACUAGUUACAUCCGCGGUAGUGUUCAGGAGUGGUAGUGUGAUUGUUUUUCUCUCCCCCACAGGCACUAAAAAUGUGUCCUUCUUUCCCAGUUUGUACUUCCCUUUCACCCCUCCCCCCACCCCUCUCCCCACCCCAAGCAAACCCACCUGACCUCUGUGCCUGGUGCUAAACCCCUCCCACCUGUGACCUCAGGUAUGUCAGUCAAGAGUGGAGGGGCGGGGUACACACAGGUGCCUUCUGUAAGCUUUGCACUGUUGUGGAAGGUGAUGUCACAACACUGCUGCCCUAGUUCAGAGGGGGCUUGUGUGGGCCCUCCUAGCCAUAUGUCUGAGUCCAUAACAAUGAUGAUGUCAGCGUUACAGAGACUCUGCCCACAUUCAAAUGCAUUUCUCAUAUGUUACUGGCAUACGAGUUAUGUUCUUUAAGUGUUGAUUUUGUUCUUAUUUGGAUGCUUGUCGUAAAAUAAACACAAUGUAAUUUGAAUGUUAAAAGAGGGACUAAUCAUAUAUUGAUUUUAGUUUGUUUGCGAUGUAAUUGUUAGAGAGCAGUCCUCAUCUGGUCAUCAUGAAUUUGUGUUUUAAGAUAGUGUUUAACUAGUGAAAGUGUGAACGAAUCAAUGGCAGUGGAUACGCAUUGGUGGGAUACUCAGUCAUUAAAGGCCUUAAUCAACUGCACAGGUGAAAACAGACCUUUAUUUUCAAAGUUUUGCAGGUAAUAAAACUGUUGAGAAAUGAAAAUAA
Messenger RNA from Clupea harengus (Atlantic herring), 4671 nucleotides. RefSeq names its product arginyl aminopeptidase like 1 (gene rnpepl1). The record is from RefSeq and is a predicted model, not a curated record. Gene Ontology annotation, biological process: proteolysis. Gene Ontology annotation, molecular function: zinc ion binding; metalloaminopeptidase activity. NCBI's taxonomy places the organism in Eukaryota, Metazoa, Chordata, Actinopteri, Clupeiformes, Clupeidae.